GGCCACGGCGUGGGAAGCAGCUCUAGGGGAGCUCCGAGCUCCCGACCACGGCCUUUGGGGGGUAGCUCUAGCUGGGUGGGCACAGCAGGGCUGGACCCCAGAGGGACAGGCAGGCGUGUUCGGGCCUGAAGACGCCGUGAUCUCCUGUCUCCCGGUCGGUGCCCUCUCCAGCUCUAGAGCCGGCUCCCAGGGAGAACUCGGUGGAACUUCAGAAACACUGGGCAGCUCCGCCUUCUGAACGAUGCCCCUGUCCCUGGGAGCCGAGAUGUGGGGGCCCGAGGCCCUGCUGCUGCUGCUGCUGCUGGCAUCAUUUACAGGCCGGUGCCGGCCCGGCGAGCUGGAGACCUCGGACGUGGUGACCGUGGUGCUGGGCCAGGACGCCAAGCUGCCCUGCUUCUACCGAGGGGACCCCGGCGAGCAGGUGGGGCAGGUGGCCUGGGCUCGGGUGGACGCGGGCGAGGGCCCCCGGGAGCUAGCGCUGCUGCAUAUCCAAUACGGGCUGCACGUGGGCGCGGCCUACGAGGGCCGCGUGGAGCAGCCGCCGCCCCCACGGAGCCCCCUGGACGGCUCCGUGCUCCUGCGCAACGCGGUGCAGGCCGACGAGGGCGAAUACGAGUGCCGCGUCAGCACCUUCCCCGCGGGCAGCUUCCAGGCGAGGCUGCGGCUCCGCGUGCUGGUGCCUCCCCUGCCCUCUCUGAACCCUGGUCCUGCGCUAGAAGAGGGCCAGGGCCUGACGCUAGCAGCCUCCUGCACAGCAGAGGGCAGCCCAGCCCCCAGCGUGACCUGGGACACGGAGGUCAAGGGCACCGCGUCCAGCCGCUCAUUCAAGCACUCCCGCUCAGCGGCUGUCACGUCCGAGUUCCACCUGGUGCCCAGCCGCAGCAUGAAUGGAAAGCCGCUCACCUGCGUGGUGUCCCACCCCGGCCUGCUCCAGGACCAGAGGAUCACCCACGUCCUCCAUGUGGCCUUCCUCGCUGAGGCCUCUGUGAGGGGCCUUGAAGACCAGAAGCUGUGGCAGGUUGGCAAAGAAGGAGCCACUCUCAAGUGCCUGAGCGAAGGGCACCCCCCACCCUCGUACAACUGGACACGGUUGGACGGGCCCCUGCCCAGCGGGGUCCGAGCGGAAGGGGACACGCUGGGCUUUCCUCCGCUGACCACAGAGCACAGUGGCAUCUACGUGUGCCACGUCAGCAAUGAGCUCUCCUCCAGGGACUCUCAGGUCACUGUGGAUGUUCUUGACCCUCAGGACGCCCCCGGGAAGCAGGUGGACCUGGUGUCGGCCUCUGUGGUGGUGGUGGGGGUGAUCGCCGCCCUCCUCUUCUGCCUCCUGGUCGUCGUGGUGCUGCUCAUGUCUCGCUACCACCGGCGCAAGGCUCAGCAGAUGACCCAGAAGUAUGAGGAGGAGUUGACCCUGACCAGGGAGAACUCCAUCCGGAGGCUGCAUUCCCAUCACGCGGACCCCAGGAGCCAGCCGGAGGAGAGUGUAGGGCUGAGAGCCGAGGGCCACCCUGAUAGUCUCAAGGACAACAGUAGCUGCUCUGUGAUGAGUGAAGAGCCAGAGGGCCGCAGUUACUCCACACUGACCACGGUGAGGGAGAUCGAAACACAGACAGAACUGCUGUCUCCGGGCUCUGGGCGGGCCGAGGAGGAGGAAGACCGGGAUGAAGGCAUCAAACACGCCAUGAACCAUUUCGUUCAAGAGAAUGGGACCCUGCGGGCCAAACCCACGGGCAAUGGCAUCUACAUCAAUGGGCGGGGGCAUCUGGUCUGACCCAGGCCUGCCUCCCUCCCCUGAACCCGGCUCCUUCUGCUGACCUGGGGAAUCUCUACUCAUCACCGGGGCCUCCCUACACACCUUGUUUCUUGAGGAAGCUGCUCCCCGUCCCACUGACUGCUCGACAUUUUCCUCCAACCCUUCUGUUCGGCGAGGGUGGGGCUCUGCCGGUUGAGCCCUCCCCGCCCUCCGAUGUGUGCGUGUGCACACACACGAUUGUGUGACUGUUCACAGACCCUGUGCGUGUGCGCGUGUGCAUGAAUGUGUGUGUGUGUGUGUGUGUGUGACAGGCCAAGUGAACUAAGAUGGGCUUGGCUUGUGUAUGGCGUGGCUAUGUGCCCUCUACCUGGAAGCCCAGGUUAUCCCCUCAGACCCCAGAGCAGUAUUAAUGACGCAGAGGUUGGAGGCGAGAGGCGGAGACUGUGGGUCAGACCCAGGUGUGCAGGCAGAGCUGGAACUGGAUUCCGGCCUCCUGAGCUGGGGAGCCGGGCUCCCACCACCUCGCCCCGGAGGCCAGGGGCACAUGUUGAAGUGGCCGGCCCAGGGGACAGCCAGGGACUAGCGCUCUUACUGGAGAAGCCCUUGGCCUUCCGGUGUUCUCUGGUGGCCUCUGCUGGCGUCUGGGCCUGCUGCAUGUGCAUAUUUUCUAUACCUAAGCCUGCUGGGGGAGCUUCUUCAAGGAAUACCGCUCCGAAUACUUUAAUAAGAGAAAACACAUCUUUAAAAACAAAAACAAAAACAAAAACAAAAAAAAACUUUUGAUUUAUCUGGAUGUUUGUUAUUACUUGGUUGGCUUAGCUUGAGGCCAGCCGCCAUGGGAAGUCAGCAAACCUGGACCUUGCUCAGACCCUGGCAAGGGGUCCAUACCCGGGCUUUGGAAAGGUGCUUCUUCGAAAGCACUUGAAUUGAGGCGGCCUCCUGGGUGGGAGCCUGGCGCUGUGGGGUCUGAGUCGGGGCGGGAGCCCCUGGGUCCCUGGCUGCAGGAGGACAGGGUAGGGUCUUGGCCCCUUCCCCCAGCUGCCUCUCUCCUCCUCACUGCAUCCACAGUGGUCUGUGGUCCCUCGGGGUCGGAGUGGGGGGGUUGCAGAGACUGGGGGACAAGGGCUCCUGGUUUGGUUGUGGUGUCAGGGAAAUAGUGUAGUGAUUACAGCCCAAGGGAGGGGGGAGUUAGGGUGGUGUGAAGGAGUUGCUUGGGACAAGAAUGUCUCCUUUCCCCCAGGAGCCUUGGGAUCACUCCCCUGGGGCUCUUCCCACGGUUUCUGCUGGUCUGGACUGGGGUCGGACACUGUGGAUUGUCACCUGACCCACCUGAAUACGCUCAGCCAGAACACCUAGGUUUUGUGCCCAAACCCUACUUGCCUGAAAUCCUCUGGAUUUCGGACCAACAGAGAGAUGCCAUCCCCUGCUCCCCAGCCAGCCCAGGAAUUUGAAUGCGGAGCCCAAAGAUCUGGGGUCUUAGUCUGUACAUUUUGUGUAAAUAUGUGCAUAUUUGUACAUAAAAUGAUAUUCUGUUUUUAAAUAAACAGAUAAAAGCU
Messenger RNA from Neogale vison (American mink), 3309 nucleotides. It is a transcript of the gene NECTIN4, whose product is annotated as nectin cell adhesion molecule 4. The transcript has 9 exons. Gene Ontology annotation, biological process: homophilic cell-cell adhesion; heterophilic cell-cell adhesion; symbiont entry into host cell. The coding region runs from base 242 to 1771 and encodes 509 amino acids. NCBI's taxonomy places the organism in Eukaryota, Metazoa, Chordata, Mammalia, Carnivora, Mustelidae. Gene Ontology annotation, cellular component: adherens junction. The record is from RefSeq and is a predicted model, not a curated record.